This is a messenger RNA of Juglans microcarpa x Juglans regia, 1692 nucleotides long. RefSeq names its product CAAX prenyl protease 1 homolog. Gene Ontology annotation, molecular function: metalloendopeptidase activity. Gene Ontology annotation, cellular component: endoplasmic reticulum membrane. The record is from RefSeq and is a predicted model, not a curated record. Gene Ontology annotation, biological process: CAAX-box protein processing. The transcript is spliced from 14 exons. Lineage: Eukaryota; Viridiplantae; Streptophyta; Magnoliopsida; Fagales; Juglandaceae. The coding region runs from base 150 to 1424 and encodes 424 amino acids.
CAAACAUUGGUCCGUUUAGUUUAGGGUCAAAGUUCGGGUCGCCUUUUUUCGGAUCCGACACUUCCCCGUUUCUAUAUCAACCCACGCGCUUCAGAAGAGGCAACUCUCUCUCUCUCUCUCAGACUCUGCAGCGUGAAAGUCAGAAAAAAAUGGCGUUUCCGUACAUGGAGGCCGUUGUUGGUUUCAUGAUUUUAAUGUAUAUCUUUGAAACUUAUCUGGAUCUACGGCAACAUUCUGCCCUCAAACUGCCAACUCUCCCAAAAACUUUGGAGGGAGUGAUCAGCCAAGAGAAAUUUGAAAAGUCUCGAGAUUAUAGUCUUGAUAAAAGCCACUUCCAUUUCUUUCAUGAGUUUGUGACUAUACUGAUGGACUCUGCAAUUUUGUUCUAUGGAGUUUUGCCUUGGUUUUGGAAGAAAUCAGAAGAAUUUGUGGUGCUAAUUGGCCUCAAUGCAGAGAAUGAGAUAUUACACACCCUUGCAUUUUUGGCUGGUGUUAUGGUUUGGUCACAGAUCACUGAUUUACCGUUUUCUCUGUACUCAACUUUUGUGAUUGAGGCCCGCCAUGGUUUCAAUAAACAAACAUUAUUGUUAUUCUUUCGGGACUUAUUUAAAGGAAUUUGCCUUGCUGUUAUACUUGGCCCACCUAUCGUUUCUGCAAUAAUUAUAAUCGUACAGAAAGGAGGUCCUUACCUGGCAAUCUAUCUUUGGGGGUUUAUGUUUGUUCUUUCAAUCGUAAUGAUGACGCUCUACCCUAUUCUAAUAGCCCCACUAUUUAAUAAGUUCACCCCUCUCCCAGAAGGUGAACUCAGGGAAAAAAUCGAAAAGCUUGCUUCCUCCCUCAAUUUUCCUUUGAAGAAGUUGUUCGUUGUUGAUGGAUCCACAAGGUCAAGCCAUAGCAAUGCCUAUAUGUAUGGAUUCUUCAAGAACAAGCGAAUUGUCCUUUAUGACACAUUGAUCCAGCAGUGCAAGAAUAAUGAGGAAAUUGUUGCUGUUAUUGCUCAUGAGUUGGGGCAUUGGAAACUUAAUCAUACAAUGUACUCAUUCAUUGCUGUGCAGAUUCUCACACUUCUGCAAUUUGGAGGAUAUACUCUUGUGAGAAACUCCAGCGAUCUGUUUCGAAGUUUUGGGUUUGAUACACAGCCUGUGCUAAUUGGUCUCAUCUUAUUUCAGCAUACUGUAAUACCUCUCCAGCACCUAGUAAGCUUUGCUCUCAAUCUUGUGAGCCGAUCUUUUGAGUUUCAGGCUGAUGCCUUUGCUAAGAAACUUGGUUAUGCCUCUCCACUUCGAUCUGGUCUCGUGAAAUUGCAGGAAGAAAAUUUGUCAUCUAUGAAUACCGAUCCUUGGUACUCAGCUUAUCACUAUUCACAUCCUCCUCUUGUCGAAAGAUUGGCUGCACUCGAUACACCGGAUAAGAAAGCAGACUGACACCAGCAACCUGCGGAUCACAAAUACAGUACGUUUACCUGUAUGAGUUCUUGUAGGCUUGGAUACUUGUACUUCCUUUGGGACAACGGUGGUUUGUGAGUGGAGUUUUACUGGCUGCACCCUACCCUUGAUAUGCCAUGGUUUUAGAGAACAAAUGAAUGAAGUGCUGCAGCAUGCCAUUUCACUUAAUGCAAGUAUUUGUAGGUUGCUUUAAGAAACGUGCUGCCACAGAAUCGAGAGAAUGAAAAAUUUUUAGGGUACAAGAGUA